AUGGUCUCCCGGCUUACACAAUCCUUUUCGUUUCAUUCUUCGCCUGAAUCAUUCAUCUCCGCUCGCCUUGGGGAGUCUACAAGGUCAGAUGGGGACGCGUUACCGUUGGCGAGCAGAAUCGUCCGAGCACAGAUUCUAAAUCGUGAAGUCCACAUCGUCACCAGUUAUCACGUCUGCAAAGCCAUCCUAUGCCACCAGCCUGGAGCAAUCGAAUCGGUCGAGGAGGCCUCGCUAGGCCGUUUUGAUGCAAGCAAAUACGAUAGCGAAUACGCACACGUUUACGCACAGGGACGUACAAGUAUCAGCAGAGGUGGAGUCUCCCCACAGCGAAGCCGCAAAUGCACCGUCCAUGCCAAAAACAGAGGCAGAAGCGAUGACAAGGCCAACUUUUUCGCUGCACGAACGGCGUAUCGACAGUUUAUGGGCGACUUUUUCCCUGGUUCCAAUCUCCUACUCGAAGAUGGGUUAGCUCACAAAAUCCACAAAGCCAAGUGGCGGACGAGACUGGAUCAUUUGCCUCAAAGCUCGGUCUCGCUGAUUCGUCAAAUCACCGAGUCUCGAUUUCUUGAUCAGCUUGUUCGAGGACGAAACCCACAGGAAGUCGAUCUAUACGCAAGUCUGAAAUCCUUGGUUUGGGAUAUUCUAUUCGGGGUCUUCUUGUCGAUUUCGCGAGACGGUAAUGGUCGUAAGUUCAAACAGCUCGAAGAACUUCAAGAAGCGCUGCUGAGAGGGCAAUUCUCCACAUUUCCCGUCAGCAUCUCGACACCACUCUGGUCAUCAACACGGAGCCGAGGCCUCCAAGCUGUCGAAGAGCUUGAAAAGAGUCUAGCCACGAUAGCAAGAGAUGUGCUAGCUUCGAAUGGAACCUCCCGGUCUUUCAAUGCUUGCCCUUUUUCAGAACAGUUCCGCGGGACAAGCUUGUCAUCGGACGAUUAUCUCGACACUGAGGAUAUCGUCUCACAUCUCCGCCUCUUCACUAGCAGCAUAGCCAAUAAAGCGCUCGCCUCCCUGCUCACCGCGUUCAUUCUGAAUUUGUUUGUGUGGAGACCUUCGUCUUCAAUGACAAAUACGGACGAGCAAGGUUCCGAUACCAGUGUCAGCCUCGCAGAGCUCAUCCGGUCAUAUUCAGAUCCGCAAAAAAGAGAUGUCAUGUUGAACGCUGUUCUUGCAGAAACAGAGCGACUGAGUCCACCCGUUGUGGGGGUGAUGCGAAGAGUGCAACAGGAUGUCCUCAUAUCAUCUGCUGAUCGAGAUCAACCAGAUGAGUACGAGAUUCCUGAAGGCCAAGACGCAUGGUUGUACCUAUCAGGUGCCAAUCGUGACCCCGACGUGUAUGAUCGAGCGGGUGACUUCGUCUGGGAUAGGUUCCUGCCCUUUUAUUCGUCUUCCAGUAACGAUGCCACCAGGGCAAACGCAGACUGUCUUGGGACAGACUUCCGACCACCCCUGCCAUUCACAUUUGGCGACGGUGUCAAAUCCUGUCUUGGUGCCGAAUUUUCGAGGCAAGUAUGCCUGACGGUAGCCAAGACUCUCGUAGAUGAAUCGAUUAUGAUGACUGGUCGCAUCGAGGAAGGCGGAGUCAUUUCCUGGCUGGGCUGGGAACGUCGGACGAGCCGUAAGGACGAAGUACAACUGAUGGCAAGGGAUCUGAAGCAAUUGCCGACACAGCGACCGAGACGUGCAAUCAAAGUCCAGAUAGGGCGACUGAACAUGUAG
Messenger RNA from Exophiala spinifera, 1716 nucleotides. RefSeq lists its product as uncharacterized. The record is from RefSeq and is a predicted model, not a curated record. Gene Ontology annotation, molecular function: iron ion binding; monooxygenase activity; oxidoreductase activity, acting on paired donors, with incorporation or reduction of molecular oxygen. Gene Ontology annotation, biological process: sterol metabolic process. The transcript has a single exon. The coding region runs from base 1 to 1716 and encodes 571 amino acids. NCBI's taxonomy places the organism in Eukaryota, Fungi, Ascomycota, Eurotiomycetes, Chaetothyriales, Herpotrichiellaceae.